AUGAGGGAUAUGGAUAAGGAUUUUAAAGUUUCCCCUCGGAGGAGUAAUUGGAUUCUUCUAAUCGCGGCUCUUGGAUUUACCGGCUACUCUGCUUACACACUUUAUCACCUACCUUCAAUCUCUCGAAAGAGAGCUAAGAUCUCCAAAUUCUUUGCGGCUUUAUCUUCUGCUGCCACCGCAUUUUCUGAUUCCGCUGACUGUGUCGCUACUCUUUCUAAAGAUUUAAAGGAGUUUCUUCAUUCCGAUUCCGAUGAAAUCCCUCAGAGUUUAAAGCAAAUCUCUAAACUCGCCCGAUCUGACGAGAUCUCCGAUUCUUUAACUCGUCUCUCCAAGGCCAUAACUCUGGGAGUUUUGCGAGGUUACGACCAGUACUCACGAGGCGGUGAUAAGGAGAAGGAGAAUGAGAAUGAGAAAUCGAGUGAUUUUACGGAUAGAAUUAUGGAGAAGCUUUGUAGUGAAUCUGGGUGUGGGUUUGUUUCUGUUGUAGUUGGGAGUUUCGCUAGAAAUUUAGUGAUGGCGUUAAUGGAGGAGAGUAAAUCUGGGAGUAGUUUAGUGGAGGGAUGGAUGAUGGGAGUGGUAUACGAUGAGAAAAGCAAGGAAUUAAUGGGGGAGUUAAUUAGAAUGUUCGUGAGCUCGGCGAUAUCUGUUUAUCUUGAGAAGACGAUGGAAAUCAACACGUUCGAUCAAAUAUUCUCGGGCCUAACAAAUCCGAAGCACGAAAAAGAAAUGAGAGAGAUGUUGGUUUCUAUUUCCAACGGUGCAGUGAAGACAUUGAUCAGAACAUCUCAUCAAGUGUUGUUGGGCCAAGGCCCAGGUAAAAAAGUAGAGGAGUUUGAGGAUAUGGAAAUGGGCCUGAAGCCCAAAAUGGAAAUUGGAAAACGGCCCAGAAAUGGAGGGUCAGGGUGGGGGAAGAACAAGAAAGUGAUUGUGAAUUUGACAGGGAGGAUGACAUUUGAAAUGGUGAGAUCGUUUAUAGAAGUAUUGUUGGAGAAGAUAUAUGAAGGAAUGAAACGAAGUGUGGAUAUAGUGAAUGAGGAAGUGAUUGAGAGAGGGCUGGAAAUUGUAAGGUAUGUAGCUUCAAAGACCUCUGUAAUUGCUACUAUUUGUCUCUCCUUAUGCUUCCAUGUUCUUGACACAACUUCAUGGUUCUUGCUCGCAUAUUAG
Molecule: messenger RNA, 1164 nt
Organism: Cucumis sativus (cucumber)
Lineage: Eukaryota; Viridiplantae; Streptophyta; Magnoliopsida; Cucurbitales; Cucurbitaceae
Product: protein PHLOEM PROTEIN 2-LIKE A10
Exons: 1
Coding region: 1-1164 (387 amino acids)
Source: RefSeq, a predicted model, not a curated record